UAAUGUAAUAUAAUGGCUUUCAAAUUUUGCAGAGCUGAAUUUCAUCGGGAUUCUCAUUCCCUUCCCCAUUCUCCAUCAAGUGAGGGAAGAGAAGAAGUUUCUUCGUCCAAAAACAAAGAAAAAGUAACGCAAGAAGUUUUGGAAUCCUCGUUGCCUUCAAGGUGUUAGUUAAAAUAAAUGCCCCAAUCAGUUUAUGGCUUCAAAGUUCUUUGAUUUCCCCAUUCGCUCAAAUUUCGGCGCCUACCCUUUUCAUCUACCCAUGAAAAUUGCCAGAUCGAGAUGCAGAAGGUGGAUAUAAAUCUGGGGUCACCAUUCUUGAAAUUUCCUUUUUGGGGGAUAUUGAAACAACAACCAAACAGCCCUUCUUUCCCUUUUAAGAAGCUCUUCCGUCGCCUUCCUUCCCUAUCCAUAUGAGAGCCUUCAUGGAAGUCUCAGCCGAUGAUCGUCUUGAUUUUGGGAAGAUGGGUUAUGGAUGCCAGCAUUACCGUAGGAGAUGUAAGAUUCGAGCCCCUUGCUGUAAUGAAAUCUACCCCUGUCGCCAUUGUCAUAACGAAGCUACGAGUGUGAUGAGCAGACUCUCUGAUCGUCAUGAACUCAAUCGUUUUGACGUUAAACAAGUCGUCUGUGCAGUCUGUGACACGGAGCAGCCAGUUGCUCGAGUUUGUACGAAUUGUGGUGUUAAUAUGGGGGAGUACUUUUGUGAAAUAUGCAAAUUCUUUGAUGAUGAUAUUGAGAAGGGGCAGUUCCAUUGUGAGGAUUGUGGAAUUUGUAGGGUUGGCAGUCGAGAAAAGUAUUUUCAUUGCAAGAAGUGUGGAUCGUGUUACCAUGUAAAUUUGCGUGACAAUCAUUCGUGCAUCGAGAACUCUAUGCAGCACCACUGUCCAAUUUGUUAUGAGUACCUUUUUGACACGCUGAAAGAUGUUUCUGUUAUGAAAUGCGGACAUACGAUGCAUCUUGAAUGUUACUCUGAGAUGAUAAGUCGUGAUAAAUACUGUUGUCCGAUUUGCUCCAAGUCAGUUGUCGACAUGUCCAAAGCAUGGAAACAAUUGGAUGAGGAGAUUGAAGCAACAGUCAUGCCAGAGGAAUAUCGUCACAAAAAGGUUUGGAUUUUGUGCAAUGACUGCAACGACACGACAGAAGUGUACUUUCACAUAAUUGGGCAGAAAUGCUGCCACUGCCAAUCGUACAACACGCGCGCCAUUGCUCCUCCAGUUCUCCCACAGUGAUAGAUUCUUAUGUCUCCAAAAGAAGUAGCAUCUCAAAGUGAGAUGUUAAGGGGGGUUUGGUUUGCUUCUGUAUCAGUUAUUCUUCAUUAAUGUAACUUCAAAGAUUGCAUUUAUGAUUCCAGAAGUGAAUUGGGGAAAUUCAGCUGUGGAAUCUUUGAAACUGUUCUCUUUUUUCAGGUUAUUCUUCCUCCAUCUUGGUGGAGUCUUAAAGAAAAACCCAGGUAUGAAAGAAUGCAUGGGGAAUGAAUUUGUAACCAUAUUACAUUUAAAAAUACCAACUUAAGUGAAUACCUUUACUAUUUAUUGUUGUAUGAUAUAAAAUACUAAAUUCAGAGAGAUUCAUUUC
Messenger RNA from Cucumis melo (muskmelon), 1572 nucleotides. Its product is annotated as E3 ubiquitin-protein ligase MIEL1. Gene Ontology annotation, molecular function: ubiquitin protein ligase activity; zinc ion binding. Gene Ontology annotation, biological process: protein ubiquitination; ubiquitin-dependent protein catabolic process. Bases 411 to 1226 code for a protein of 271 amino acids. The transcript is spliced from 13 exons. Lineage: Eukaryota; Viridiplantae; Streptophyta; Magnoliopsida; Cucurbitales; Cucurbitaceae. Gene Ontology annotation, cellular component: nucleus. The record is from RefSeq and is a predicted model, not a curated record.